Molecule: messenger RNA, 372 nt
Organism: Suillus paluster
Lineage: Eukaryota; Fungi; Basidiomycota; Agaricomycetes; Boletales; Suillaceae
Exons: 2
Source: RefSeq, a predicted model, not a curated record
CUUUGCCGGAAAUACAAGCAGGCAAAGAAUGGCAUCGCCGAAAGUGGAAAGGCUUUCAACAGACUCGACAAAGCCGCACCAGCCAACUUAAAGACAGGCUGGUUAGCAAGUGAGAGGAUUGCUCAGUCCAACAGAAUACAAGAUCCAGCUCCGAUGGAUAUAUAUGAGAUUAAUAUCAAGAAGGCACCAAGCAAAAAGGAGAUAGAGCUUAGACUGCUGCAGGAGGGUAAUGCCCGUCAUGCAGCACCCUCUCACAGAUCUGUGGCAACAUGGAUAUCAAUGGGCCUAGCAAUUGAAGAGGCUCAAAUUGCAUUGCACAUCGAGGUCCGAAGAAUAGGAAAAAGAACUACAGAGACUCAGAGAUUAGACAUC